This is a messenger RNA of Cololabis saira (Pacific saury), 1073 nucleotides long. RefSeq names its product class I histocompatibility antigen, F10 alpha chain-like. Bases 1 to 1020 code for a protein of 339 amino acids. Gene Ontology annotation, cellular component: external side of plasma membrane. NCBI's taxonomy places the organism in Eukaryota, Metazoa, Chordata, Actinopteri, Beloniformes, Belonidae. The record is from RefSeq and is a predicted model, not a curated record. Gene Ontology annotation, biological process: immune response. The transcript has 3 exons.
AUGAGUUCAGGCUUUGGAAAUCACUCUCUGUGGAUGUUGUUCACCUACAUCUCAGGACCAACCCAGUUCCCAGAGUUCUCCAUGGUUCUCAUGCUGGAUGACAUCCAGGUGGGGUACUAUGACUCAGAGACAGAUAUUAUAAUGGAGAUGAGGAUCAGGUUGGACAUGGUCAAAAAACAGCUGAACCUGACCUCUCCAGGCGUCUACGUUCAACAGAGGAUGGGGGCUUGUGGGGUCCAGGAAGACGGUCAGCCGGAUUUCCUCACAUUAAGGGAAGGUGCAAAUGGUCAUGAUGCCGACAUCAUCCAGUGUAACACGACUCACUUCCUGUAUGGCGGUGGUGAAGGUUGGCAGUUCCACUGGGACACCAUGAGGCAGAUUUACGAGCAGAUGCGUUUCUCAAACAUCUACCUGCCCGUAUAUGCCCGGAUUCUGCAACACCUACUGGAGAGCAACAAGCACCUGGUGAUGCGUCGUGUUCGACCUCGACUACGCCUCCUAUCACAGCCAGGGGGGAGCGGGGCCCAGAUCACCUGUCUGGCCACAGACUUCUACCCUCGCCACAUCAACCUGACGCUGCUGCGGGACGGUGAACCCGUGGACGAGGAGGAAAUGACCGUUGGCUCGGUGCUGCCCAAUGGCAACGGUCUCUACCAGCUGAGGAAGACGCUGAUGGUGGAUGAAGAGGAGCUGCAGAGGAAGCACAAGUACACCUGCGCAGCGUUUCACCUGAGUCUGGACAACCGGCUGGAUGUGAGCUGGAGGGCGCAGACUUUCCACUCAUUCAGAGUCCACGUCAUCUCUGCUCCCGUCGUCCUGAUGGUUGUCGUCAUCCUGCUGCUGGUGCUGGUGCUGAUGAUGAUGAAGAUGAGGAAUAGGUUAGGGUCAGAGGGCCCAGUCCCGAGAGCGGGCCUCUCGGCGAUCGGCCCGUCGCCGACGGCGACCUCCCGACCGGUCUCCGUGGUCGGCCCGAAUUGGCACAGGUGGCCCCAUUCAACCUCUCCACCCUGCCAGCCUUGAUAAGGCAUUGCUGCACAGCAGAAAGGCUCUCGUCUGCUGUGAAGGAGCUGAAG